AUGGCGUCCGAGCUCGCGCCGGGUCAGCCCGCGGCGGACGCGAACGCGGCCGCGCUCGCGACCGUCCCCGCGCCCGCGACCGCGGUGGAGGAAGCGGUGGAUCUCAACGUGCAUCCGUCCGGGAUCGUGCCGACGCUACAGAACAUCGUCGCGACCGUUAACCUGGACUGCAAGCUCGACUUGAAGACGAUCGCCUUCCACGCGCGCAACGUGGAGUACAACCCGAAGCGUUUCGCCGCGGCGAUCAUGCGCAUCCGAGCGCCGAAGACGACCGCGCUCAUAUUCAGCAGCGGGAAGAUGGUGUGCACGGGCGCGAAGACCGAGGCGCUCGCGAGAGAAGCGGCGAGGAAGUACGCGAAGGUCAUCUCGAAGCUGGGGUUCCCGGCGCAGUUUAAGGAGUUUAAGAUUCAAAACAUGGUCGGCUCGUGCGACGUGAAGUUUCCGAUUCGCCUCGAAGGCCUCGCGUGGUCGCACGGGCACUUCGCGCAGUACGAACCGGAGCUGUUCCCGGGUCUGAUAUACCGCAUGGUCGUCCCUAAGAUUGUGCUCUUGAUUUUCGUCAGCGGGAAGAUCGUCCUCACGGGUGGGAAGAAGCGCGAGGACAUCUACCAGGCGUUCGAGAACAUAUACCCGGUGCUCACGGAGUUCAGGAAAGUCGCGAACCCGACGGAGGAGAACCCGCUCGCGCAGCUGACCGCGGGGACUGCGGGCGGCGCGGCCGCGGCGUUGCCCGCGCCGCCGAAUAAGUGA
Messenger RNA from Micromonas pusilla CCMP1545, 750 nucleotides. Its product is annotated as transcription elongation-nucleosome displacement protein. Lineage: Eukaryota; Viridiplantae; Chlorophyta; Mamiellophyceae; Mamiellales; Mamiellaceae. Gene Ontology annotation, molecular function: RNA polymerase II general transcription initiation factor activity; DNA binding. The transcript has 4 exons. The record is from RefSeq and is a predicted model, not a curated record. Bases 1 to 750 code for a protein of 249 amino acids. Gene Ontology annotation, biological process: DNA-templated transcription initiation.